Rhizophagus irregularis DAOM 181602=DAOM 197198 is the source of this 1414-nucleotide messenger RNA. RefSeq lists its product as uncharacterized. Lineage: Eukaryota; Fungi; Glomeromycota; Glomeromycetes; Glomerales; Glomeraceae. The record is from RefSeq and is a predicted model, not a curated record.
CUGAAAUCUUUUAAUAAUGAUGGCAGGAUUUGAUGAAUUUAUGACUAAAAAUGCUAAUAAUACUGAAACUGAUCUUAAAGAACGUAAGAGAGUAUAUCAUUAUCAUUAUUCUAAAGAAUUUAAUGAAGAAGAAACUAAACAAGAUAAUAAUAAUUCAUCCGAUAUUGGAAUUAAAGCGGAUGAUGAUAUUUUCGUAAUAAUGUCUUGUUUGUUAAAUCGUUUAAAAAAAAAUUCUAUUCUUUAUUGGAAUAAAUUUUCUCAAUAUCCUCCUCAAAUCAAAUUAUUAUCAUUUACUAUUAUCAUAAUUUUGUUAUCCAUUUAUUUUAUGAUUCCAACCUCUCAACCAUCUUAUUUUAUAAAAAAAUUCGCUGAUUCCACAAAUGAUAUCUUUAGUGAAAUCAAUACAAUUGAUCUUCCAGCUUCGGAUGCGAUUAUGGCACAUACAGUAUCAUGCCGACGUGCUGCAAACAUGAUAGAAAGAAGUCCAGCUUUUAAAAAUAAUGGAAAAAUGAUUGCUUCAAAUUUAAGAUUAUUUGGAGAAAAAGUUAUGAUAGCAGGUCAAGAUUUACGUAAAAUGUAUCGUAAAGGUUCUUUUGUUUUUACAGCUUUUGAUAUAGAAAUUGAUGCUAUGAUGAAAAAAUUGGAAAAAUUAGAAUAUGGUGAUAUAAAAUAUUUUAGUAAUAGAUUAAAUAAAUUAGCUGAUAUAAUUAAAGAAUUUCGUAUUAUGGUAGCAGAUACAAUUAAAAGUGUAACAGAUGCUGAAAAUACUAGAGAUGGUACUGAAAAAUAUAUUAUUGAAGGUAUAAGAGAAGCUGAAAAUUUUAUUGUUGAUUUUAAAUCAAAUUCAGUUGAAAUAACUAAAUCAAAAGUUGACCUUCAAAUUACAAAUGAUAUUAUGAAACAUUUACAUAAUGCUGCUUUACAUUUAGAUAAAGUUAAUAAGAUUUUAAUAGAUUAUGAAGAUAAAUUAUAUGAUUUAAGUACUGAAAUGAGUCAAAUUACAACAGGAGGUUAUGAUGAUAUUCUUAACCUAUCUAAAACUGAUCUUAAAUAUUUAAAAAAUUCCGUAGAUAUUUUGAAAAAGACUCAUGAUAAAUUUGUUCGAAAAGAGAAUUUAAUAGAAGGUUGAAUGAGGAAGAGAUGAGGGGAGUGAGAAGGAAAAGAGCGAGGACUAAGAGGAGAAUAUUAUAUGAAUAUUAUAUGAAUAUUACAUUAAUUAUGAGUAUUCAAUGCGCGUUUUAUAUAUGUAAUACUUUUAUUUUUUAUUUUACGUUAAAUUUAUUUUUUUAAUUAAAUGAUACUUUUUUUCCUAAAUGAAUUAAAUGAAUCAAUCUCUUUCAUUUUCGUCAUCGCUUUCGCUUUCACUUUCACUCUCGUUUUCACUACCAUCACAUCUUUUUUUCCAAUCCCAAAA